GCGGCGCUGUCCGCUGGGCCGGUCCGGGUCGCCGGCAGCCGUGCUGCGCUCCGCGUCCCUGACGCUCGUGCUCGUAGCCCCCCGACGCGUGUGGUGGGGACAUGGCGGACUCGGCCAGCGAGGAAGACUCGGCCCAGGGGGAGGACACUUUUCUCUACUUCGCGUACGGCAGCAACCUGCUGACCGAAAGGAUCCACCUCCGAAAUCCCUCGGCCAAGUUCUGCUGCGUGGCCCGCCUGCAGGAUUUUACACUGGACUUCGGCAAUUUCCAAGGGAAAACAAGUCAGCGGUGGCACGGAGGAAUAGCCACCAUUUAUCAGAGUCCUGGCGAUGAAGUGUGGGGAGUUGUGUGGAAAAUGGACAAAAGCAAUCUAAGUUCUCUGGAUGAGCAAGAAGGGGUAGAAAGCGGAAUCUACAUUGUGAUAGAAGUUAAGGUGUCAACUCAAGAAAGGAAAGAAUUAACCUGUCGAAGUUACCUGAUGACAAAUUAUGAGAGCGCUCCCCCUUCCCCACAGUAUAAGAAGGUUGUAUGCAUGGGUGCCAAAGAACAUGGUCUGCCCCUGGAGUAUCAGAAGAAGUUAAAUGCAAUAGAAGCAAAUGACUACAAAGGCAAAGUCUCCCAGGAAAUAGAAGACAUGCUCAAGAAGCAGGAAACCAAGCCUCAGUAGAACCGUCUAGAAUGCAUCUCAGGACAGUCUCCCCAGUGUGCCAUGAGAAGACUUCUUUCCAUUAGAGAACAGAGACCCAAGUAUCUCCACAUUGAAUCUGCUUCCAGCAAUCCCUUGAAGAGACUUUUCAUUGGGGAGGGUGCCUUUUCCCCAGAUUAGAAACAGACACUGGGCAGAGGAAUAAGAUGGCUGAGACUCCCCCCAACCCCUGAGGCCAUGCCAGCAGCUCACUGUCCACUCCUGUGGAUGCAGCUGCUCUCUCAACUUGGUAGUGUUCUUGUGUGUUUCCAAGGAUGCUUGGUGGUGGUACUGGUGAACUGCUCUGGUCUGUUUUGUGUUUGCUUUUUAAUCAGCUUGAUAAAUAAACAAGAUGCAGAGACAGUUACUAACAUUUUUAGAAACUGUAAAAAUGGCAUACUGUUCUUAGAGGAAGAAAUGUAUUGUGG
Ochotona curzoniae (black-lipped pika) is the source of this 1114-nucleotide messenger RNA. It is a transcript of the gene GGCT, whose product is annotated as gamma-glutamylcyclotransferase. The transcript has 4 exons. The coding region runs from base 102 to 668 and encodes 188 amino acids. The record is from RefSeq and is a predicted model, not a curated record. NCBI's taxonomy places the organism in Eukaryota, Metazoa, Chordata, Mammalia, Lagomorpha, Ochotonidae. Gene Ontology annotation, molecular function: gamma-glutamylcyclotransferase activity.